Messenger RNA from Trematomus bernacchii (emerald rockcod), 3161 nucleotides. RefSeq names its product thioredoxin reductase 1, cytoplasmic-like. The record is from RefSeq and is a predicted model, not a curated record. Gene Ontology annotation, cellular component: cytosol; mitochondrion. Gene Ontology annotation, molecular function: glutathione-disulfide reductase (NADPH) activity; flavin adenine dinucleotide binding; thioredoxin-disulfide reductase (NADPH) activity. The coding region runs from base 267 to 1799 and encodes 510 amino acids. The transcript has 15 exons. Gene Ontology annotation, biological process: cell redox homeostasis; glutathione metabolic process; cellular response to oxidative stress. NCBI's taxonomy places the organism in Eukaryota, Metazoa, Chordata, Actinopteri, Perciformes, Nototheniidae.
CUCGUUUAACCUCCAAGGUUUUUCGAAAAUGUUUCACCCUCCCUCUGCUUUUCUAUCAAGAAAGUUGCUCAGUUUUUACCUGCAAAUGUUUCUGUGGAAGCGUUAGGUGUUUAAAGUGGUGCACUGAAGGACAACAUACUCACUGAAAGUCUGUUUAGGACUAUUAAGAGCCCAUUAAGUUCAGAAAAGUGCAACAAUUUCACCCCAAACAUAAGAGCUAACAGCAGAGGGGGGGUGGUCACUGUCGGGUCUUACAGCUGUGAAACAUGGACCCUCCAACGGGGCCGACAACGGGCCCUUAUGACUACGACAUGCUGGUUAUUGGAGGGGGGGCAGGGGGUCUGGCUGUGGCAAAGGAGGCCGCAGGGUUGAGGAAAAAGGUUUUGAUCCUCGACCUCCUGACUCCUUCUGUAAGAGGCUCAGAGAGAGAGCUGGGAGGUUCCAGCGUGAACAUCGACAGCAUCCGGAAGUUUCUACAACAGGCGUCUCUGCUGGGGAAAGCUCUCCAAGACUCUCAGAAAUAUGGCUGGAAGUUGAAAGAAAAUGCACCUCAUGUCUGGAGUGAUCUGGCGGCGGCCGUGCAGCAGACGGUGGAGACUCGAAGUCAGGAGGUGAAGAGGGAGCUGAAGAACUGUGGAGUCUUUUACAUCAGAGCUCAUGGAAAGAUAGUGGAGUCGCACACUGUGGAGGUGACAGAAGUGAACGGGAGGAAGAGGCUUCUGAAAGCAGAGAUCAUCGUCAUCGCUACAGGAGACAGACCUCAGUAUCUGGACAUACCUGGGGCCAGAGAGCACUGCGUGACCAGUGAGGACCUCCUCUCCCUGCCUCACCCUCCAGGUCGGACCCUGGUUGUGGGCGGGUCUUCUGAGGGUUUGGAGUUCGCUGACUUCCUGUUUGGCCUCGGCCUGCCGGUCACCGUCCUCCUGCAGCCGGACCUGCUGCCGGGGUUUGAUCAGAAGAUGGCAGAGAAGAUAGAAAACCACAUGAUCGUCAGUGGAGUGGAAACGCUUCACAAGUGUACACUCGCCAAGGUGGAGAAGACUGAAGCUAAGGAGGACGUUUCAGGUGGUUCUUCAACAUCAACACAGUCUUCUAAGGGACGACUUCGAGUGACCAUCAUCACAUCAGAAGGCCAAACUGAACAGAGAGACUUUGACACGGUGCUGCUCAGCGUUGGAAGAAAAGCCUCCACUAGUGACAUUGGUCUGGAGUGUGUUGGAGUGCAGUGCAGCCCAGACAGUGGCAGGAUCCUGGUGAACGAGAGGGAUCAGACCGAUGUGGAUCAUAUUUACGCCGUCGGAUCAGUGCAGCAUGGACGCCCCUCCACCACCGGCCUCGCAGUGCAUGCUGGGACGCUGCUGGCCCGUCGGCUCUUCAGAGAAGACACCACCUUGUGUGAUUACACCAAUGUUCCCAUUGUUGUGCUGACUCAAAUGGAGUAUGCUGCCUGUGGUCUGACUGAGGAGAAAGCCAAUACAACAUUUGGAGAAGCCAGUGUCGAGGUGUAUCACAGCUACUACUGGCCGCUGGAGUGGGAACUUCCUGCCAGGAAUAAAUACUCCUGCUACGUGAAAGUCAUCUGCCACAUCCCUGACCUGGAGCGAGUGCUUGGUGUCCACAUCCUGGGCCCGAACGCUGGAGACAUCCUCCAAGGCUUCGUCGCAGCGAUGAAAUGUGGACUCACCAAAGAACAGCUGGACGCCACAGUGGGCCUCCAACCCGGGUCCGCCCAGGUGUUCAGCUCAUUGACGGAAACCCAGCGCAUGACUGAGGCCUUGAUGAUGAGAGGAAACUGCUGAGGUUAGCCCCCUGCUGUCAAGCACAGUUGCCUAUAGCAACAGUGUAAGACAGCAGGGAGGUAUUUAACGUGUUUUAGCGGCAGUUUGGCUAUCUCACCAUCCAAUGACGUCCUCACCUGCAUCCUGUCCUGCAGGCGGGCGAGGACUGAUGACACUGCGCCUGACACACGUCUCGUUUUCUGCUUUUCGGUUUGUUUACACUUUUUCUCAAUCAAUGGCUUUGUGCGUAGCUUUGAAAUACGGAGUACAGAACCAUUGAUUCGCUUAAAAUGUACGGAAGAUAAGAAGCUCCCCAAGGUUCUGCCUGAAAGUCUCUGUAAGCUUUACUAUAGCUGAGUUUCUACAGGCUGCAGGAGAGUGAUAAGGCUCCAGGACUGGAUGCAUUUAAAUGGAGUUAAAGCUCAGGAUUAUACUCUUUCCAUGACGCGGUUUUACAGCCUUAUUUUCAUGUAAUGAACUAGAAGGGGAUUAUGGAAUUACCCAAAUAAAUAGUGUUUAUUGGCGAAUGCUCUCACUUUAAUGUAUGCAUACAGUGUUUUUAUUGAGACAGUAGGCCAGCGUUUGUGAGUUUGUGAUUCGCUCUAUUGUUUGCUUUCCCUCUUUUAUAUUCUCUCUCUGCCUCUGAGCACAGUGACGCUCUUAAAACAACAGUUACAUAUUCAUGCAGGGCAUUAAACUAAGUGUCUCGUACAAACUAAUGCGGGACUGGAGUGCGGAUAUUUAAUAAAAGCAUGUCGCUGAAGUUCCCCCACCUCCUCAGCUCCACACUCUGCAUACCACUUUGGUUCGUGCAAGGACGUCAUUUGUAUUCUUUGUGUGUUGCAGCCCAUUCAAUCCCAUGUCAAUGCCUGUUUUGAACGUGCAUUAUACUGUUGCUUGCUUAACAUUGUUGCCAUUAAAUGCACAUUUUCUUUAGAGGUUCUCCUCCAGACCACCUUCUGAUUCUCUGACCUGCUUGUAAGACGGAUAUCCUAAUUACAGAAAGUGCAGUAUCUCUCAGCGUGUGCCAUUGAAACAGCCAUUAAUGCAUAAUUUGAUGACUGUGUAAGGUUAAGAAGCUGCUUGGAGGUCUCGCGAUCAAUCACUGCCUUGCUCUUGGACAGAGUUCACCUGAGUGUCCUGUAGCACCACUAGAUGGCACUGUAGCUGUAUGUGGAAUAUAAGAGAGCAAUGUGGAAAAUAAAUAAAAAUAACGCUGAUGCAGCAAUGUGUGGGUUAAUGAAACACAUUACAGUCGAAUUGAUUCUGCUAAUGCAACUACUGUAAUACUGCUACCAUGAUUACUAAUGAUAUUAUUACUUUAUGUGAGCGCUAGCAAUAAAACUCCUUCUGCAGCUGCUGCUAUGAGGGUAAUCACUGAAA